AUGGAGACCAUCUCGCGGAUCUCGUCGAUGCUGGAAACAGCUCGCGAGCUCACGCUUGAAGCCGCUCAGUCCGCCAGUUCAGUCAGAAGCUUGAGACCGUCCUCCUACGCCCCCCGCACUGCUUCGGCGUCGCAGAUCAAGAAGCUGCUGGAUAGCAGGAAUGACAGAGACAUAUUAGACGGCCUGCGCAAGGUCAUUUCGUUGAUGUACAGGGCCGAACCGUGUCUACCUUUCUUCUCCGCUGUCGUCAAGAAUGUUGCCAAUCCGAAUAUCGAAGUCAAGAAGCUGGUGUACAUAUACCUCUUGCACCAUGCAGAGGCGGAACCGGACCUCGCUUUGCUAUCUAUUAACGCUAUCCAGAAGUCCCUGACGGACCAGAACCCUCAAGUCCGCUCCCUAGCACUACGGACUAUGUCAGGAAUAAAAGUACCGGUUAUCAGCCAGAUUGUCUCCCUGGCUAUCAAACGGGGAUGCGGUGACAUGAGCCCUCAUGUCCGGAAGGCUGCUGCCUUAGCUAUCCCGAAGUGCUACCGGCUUGAUCCAGGGACCCUGCCGCAGCUUAUUGACUAUCUUUCCAUUCUACUCGGGGAUAAUCAGUACUUCGUUGUUGGGCCGGCCGUUGCUGCAUUCUUGGAAAUAUGCCCGGAGAAGAUUGAACUUAUUCACGAGCACUACCGGAGUCUUGUGAAGAAGCUUGUUGAUAUGGACGAGUGGAGCCAACUGGUCACCUUGAGGCUUAUGGUCGUUUACGCCAGGAAAUGCUUUCCUAGAAGGACGCAGAAGGUAAAAAAGUCUAACCCAAAGGGGUUCUAUGACGAAGACAACGAGGAAGAUACCCAAGACAAUGACCUAGGCGAAGAAGAAGUUGAUAUCGUUGAUCCAGACCUGGACUUGCUCCUGAAGGCUUGUAAGCCAUUACUUCAGAGCCGGAAUUCAGCCGUAAUUGUAGCCGUUGUCCGCUGCUUUCGGUACCUGGGAACGAUAGAACAUUUGGAGUCGGCCACUGGAUCAUUGAUUGCUUUGCUUCGCAGCCCUCAGGACCUGCAACAUGUCGCACUUUAUAACAUCAUCUCCGUUGCCCUCGUGUCACCCAAGCCAUUUGUGAAGUAUGCGUCGCAUUUCCUUGUUAGGUCUACCGAUUUACCUCACAUUUGGCGUUUGAAACUGGAAAUAUUAACUAUGCUAUUCUCUCGCUGUGGAAACCACUUCAAAGGUGUUAUUCUCAGUGAGCUGGAACAUUUUUCGAACGGAUCAGACCACGAUCUAGUCCGUGAGAGCGUUCGUGCCAUUGGAAGAUGUGCCGAAGCCCAUAGUGGCUCAUCCACGCGUUGCCUCCGACUUCUCCUCCGCCAAAUCUCCAGUGCUGAUGACGUUCUGGUUUCGGAGGCCGUAACGGUUAUCAGGCAUCUCAUCCAGCAGGAUACUGCAGCCCAUAAAGGCACUGUUGUUAUGCUUGGGAACCACCUUGAGACAACAAGCAGCCCUGGUGCCAGAGCAAGUAUCAUAUGGCUCGUUGGAGAGUUUGCUGGGAUCGAUCCUCAUAACAACAUUGCGCCGGAUGUACUGCGUCUGUUAGCAAAGGGCUUUGCAGAUGAAUCAGAAACAGCCAAACAGCAGAUAUUGUUAUUGGGAGCAAAGGUGUAUCUGCAUCAUCUGCUCAAUUCGCCUCCAACCUCAAAUGAUCCCAAGAGCCCAUCGGAACAUGACAAGGAAGAUAGCCAUGAGUUUGACGCCGAUGACCAAGGUUCGUCACCAAAGGAAGAAGACUCCAUCACCACGCUAUGGAGGUACAUUCUACUACUUGCCCGGUACGAUACUUCAUAUGACCUCCGCGACCGAGCUCGUCUAUACAAAUCCCUCCUUGCCGUGCCCAGCUCGACCCAGCUCGCCAGUCUUUUACUUCUAGCACCCAAGCCGAUCCCUCACACGUCCACGCCAUCAGAAACAAGGAAAAAUCUCCUCAUUGGUUCGUCAACUCUGGUAAUAGGGCCAGAAGCGGGCAUGUAUGGCCUAAGGGGCUACGAAGACCUUCCAGAUUGGGUAGAAGCAGGACACGAGCCGGAUCCAAAGCUCCGAGAUGAUGACUCCGGUAAACCCGGUGUAUACGGCGAAAAGAUCAGUACUACGGCUGGCGAACGACUUGAUAAAGCGCUUCAGGAGCAUAACGUUGUAUCUGGAAAGGCGAAUAUCAAUGGUAAAAUAGGCAAUGUCCCGAAGAAUAUGUCCCUUGAUGACUGGCUAGCGGAGGAGGAAGAGGACGAAGAGGAAUAUGAGGAAGAUGAAGAGGGCGAGACUGAAGAGGAGACUGAGGAAGAGGAAGACGAUGAAGAAGAGGAAGGGGAAACCGAAUAUGAGACUGAUGAGUCUGGAGAGGACGAAGAAGAAGAGCCGGAUCAGCAGCAUGCUCAGCCGGAAGCUGAAUCCGCAAAACUACUAAAGUAA
Molecule: messenger RNA, 2442 nt
Organism: Nannizzia gypsea CBS 118893
Lineage: Eukaryota; Fungi; Ascomycota; Eurotiomycetes; Onygenales; Arthrodermataceae
Product: beta adaptin
Exons: 3
Coding region: 1-2442 (813 amino acids)
Biological process (GO): intracellular protein transport; vesicle-mediated transport
Cellular component (GO): membrane coat; AP-3 adaptor complex
Source: RefSeq, a predicted model, not a curated record